Molecule: messenger RNA, 1020 nt
Organism: Caenorhabditis briggsae
Lineage: Eukaryota; Metazoa; Nematoda; Chromadorea; Rhabditida; Rhabditidae
Exons: 4
Coding region: 1-1020 (339 amino acids)
Source: RefSeq, a predicted model, not a curated record
AUGCAAUCCUACGAGAUCUCAUUUCUCAUCACUAAAUUCGGCUUCUUUUUGGCAGUCUUCGCCAACUCGUUUUUGAUCUACAUCACUUUGUGCCACGUCCGAAAAAUCGAUGCCAUCUAUAAAACGAUGGUGUCGUUCUAUGCAAUGCUGGGAAUUCUGUUCUCCGGUUGGGAAUUGAUUGCGAAACCGUUCAUGCACAACUUCAAUGAGUCCAUGGUGUUCUUUAGUCUCCGAACUACAGUAUCCCAGAAAUUCUUCCAAUUCUCGAUUGCCUUUUACGCCGGCAUGAGUGAAGCGUUGAUGGCGUUGAUGGCCGCGCAAUUUGUGUAUCGAUAUUUGGUUAGUUGCCGAGCCGAACACUCGAAAAAGUAUGAGCAGGGAUCGGGACUACUGUGGAUACUGUACCCGGCGAUUCCGGGAAUACUGUAUUAUUCCUCGUUUUAUUUGUUCUGCUUACCCGAUCAUUAUGCGGAUAGUUAUUUGAGGACCGAAUUCCAGUUCAGCUAUGGCUUGGACGUUUCCACGGUUCCUCGAUUUGUUAUUCUUUCAUAUAAUUUGGAUGGAUCGAUUCGCUGGAAAAAUCUGUGUUUCCUGGCACAAGCCGUAUUUAUCCUGGGCUUUCAUUAUUUGAUAAUUGUACUUUUUGCAAUCAAAAUGCAUUUUCAAUUAAAAAAGAAACUUUCCGAGUACUCGACAACAUAUUCUCGACUUCAAAAUCAAAUAUUUCUUGCAUUAAUUCUUCAAACUUUAAUUCCAACAUUCAUUUUCAUCCUUCCAGCUGGUCCCAUCUUUUUUGGUCCCCUUUUAUCACCGAUUUUCGAUUUUCCGAUUCGCCUAAAAUCCGGAUGGUUAUGCUCGAUUUUCAGUGUCUAUCCUGCCAUUGAUUCCAUUGUUUUUAUGGUGGUUGUGAAGGAAUACAAGAGGAGUGCUACAAAUCGAGUGGUGGGCGUUUUCAAACCGAAUGUACAGUUUUCAGCGCAAAGUUUCACUAUUGAUGUUAGAUCGAGACAAGUGUUGUGA